Nothobranchius furzeri (turquoise killifish) is the source of this 1394-nucleotide messenger RNA. It is a transcript of the gene tmem144b, whose product is annotated as transmembrane protein 144b. Gene Ontology annotation, molecular function: carbohydrate transmembrane transporter activity. Lineage: Eukaryota; Metazoa; Chordata; Actinopteri; Cyprinodontiformes; Nothobranchiidae. Gene Ontology annotation, biological process: carbohydrate transmembrane transport. Gene Ontology annotation, cellular component: membrane. The record is from RefSeq and is a predicted model, not a curated record.
GGCUUAAAAGCGUCAACUUCAGUGAUUGGAUAAUUGGCAGCAGCUGGUUGCUCAUCCGUCUGCAGACAGUUGGGCUCUGGUAGUUUUAACGUCAUCUAGUUUUGACAGAAGAAACGCAGACCUACCUUUUUAUGAUGGCUUGGUUGAAAUGUUCUCUAAUUUUAUUUGUUGCAUCUUUACUGAUGGUGAGCAGUCAGAACACUGAAGAUUCCAUGGGCUGUGGCAAAGAUGAAAUUUGCAAACUGGAUUCGUUGAAUUUCUUCAGUAACUCCACCAAUGUUACUUUUUUUGCCUAUGGCUUGACUGCCAAUAUUGCUGCUGUGCUACUGUAUGGGAGCACCUUUGUUCCAGUCAAAAAAAUAGAAACAGGAGAUGGUAUGUUCUACAAUUGGGUAAGCUGUGCUUCCAUAUGGGUUGUAGCAAUGCUCGGAGACAUUUUUUUCCAGUCACCCAAAUUCCAUCCUCUUGCGAUGCUCGGAGGUGCCAUCUGGGCCACAGGAAGUGUAACUGUUGUUACCAUAGUUAAAGCGAUCGGCCUUGGUCUUGGAAUUUUAAUUUGGGGAUCUUCCAGUUUGUUGAUGGGCUGGGCCAGCUCAAGGUUUGGGUGGUUCGGGAUUGACCCUCAGGAUGUUUCCAAGCCAGUGCUGAAUUACUGUGGAGCUGCAUUGUGUCUGGUCAGUGGCAUGAUCUUCGUCUUUGUAAAAAGUGAUGUGAAACUACAUCUAGAGCCAGAAACUGUUCCUUUGCUUAUUGAAAGAAGAACCAUUUCAGGCAGUUACAGCAGACCUUCUGCUGCAUACUGGAUAGAUGCUGUUGGACCAAAGCAGAGGAGAAUCAUUGGUUGCCUGCUUGCGGUUGUGUCCGGCUUGCUGUACGGAUGCUCAUUUGUCCCUAUUCUCUACAUAAAGAACCAUUCAAUGUGCCCUGAUAGUGCUUUCUAUGGAGCUAGUGACUACGAUGUUGACUAUGUCCCUGCACAGACCUCGGGAGUCUUCGUUGCAAGUACUGUGUACUUUACCAUCUACUGUGCUGUCAUGAAAAGCAAACCAAGGGUUUACUCAAGAGUCAUCCUCCCAGGAUUUUUGUCCGGAUUGAUGUGGACAGUCGGCACAUACAGCUGGUUUCUGGCCAAUAACUACCUCACCUCGGUCAUUACUUUUCCCAUUGUCACUGCAGGCUAUGGUCUGGUUGCAGCACUUUGGGGAUCCUUGGUGUUCAGAGAGAUUAAGGGCAUUGUAAACUGCUCCAUCUUCUUUCUGGCGUCAUGUGUAGUGUUGGCUGGCUCAUUACUGACUGUUUUUUCAAAGAUUGAAUAAAAAAGUGUCUUGUAUAUGGCCAAGUUGUACUUGACCAAAAGAUGGGAUUGGGAUGUCAGAUUUUUAAAUUAAUAAAAA